GGGGGGCUGUGGGUGGGACCCUGGAGGAAGCGGGAGAGGCAUCAGGAAGCAAACCUGUGGCCCGGAGCCAGGCAUUGUCUGGGUCCCCCUGGCCGGAAGCUCAGUGGCCUCGGCAGUGGGACCUCAGAGGGCCUGCAGGAAGGCACAGCGCGACCUCCCCAGGAGCGAGCGGAACAGGCGCCCCUUGCUGCUGCUGCUGUGAGAAGGGAGGAUCCGGUGGCGGGCAGGAAAUCCCCGAGUGGCAGAGGAACUCAUUUCUCAUGUCUUGGCUGGCUGCAUUUCGAAGGCAUUCACCCCAGUGGAUUCCUAUGACCACCCAUAGACGCCACAAGUGCCCAGCCCCGAAGGGACAGGAACCAUCCGCCAGGCGCUCAGGCGGUCCUGGUCAUCAGGGUGGAGCCCAGUGUGUCGGCCCAGCAGAGGAGCACGGGCCUCCCACCCCGGGCCUUGGCCCCCCACCCUCGGGGAAAGUCACACGAGGGUGAGCCCACCUCCCACUGCUGGGGAGGUGGGUUUUGGGGUCAGGGUAUAUUCUAGAAGCUGUAGGGGCACCAGGGGUAACAACCCCUAUGCCUGGAGGAACCGGGGAGGGCUUCCCAGGAACACGGUGUGGGAACCAGCCCCAAGGCUGAGUGCUGGGUGGGCAGGCCAGAGAGCCCGUGGAAAAAACACAUCUGUGGCAGAAUUUUUUUUCAAUUUUUUAAAAAUUUUUAUUUAAUUUUUAGAAAGAGGGGAAAGAGGGAGAAAGACGGAGUAAAACAUCAAUGUGUGGUUGCCUUUCACGUGCCCCUUCUGAGGACCUGACCCAAAACCUAGGCAUGUGCCCCAACUGGAAAUCAAACCCUCGACCCUUUGGUUUGCAGGCCGGCACUCAAUCCACCGAGCCACACCAGCCAGGGCAGUGGCAGAAUUUUUGAUAGUCCUUCCCCAUGGGCCUCGGUCUGUUCACCCCACAACUUCCUAGGAGCUGCCACUUGCCCCUCCUUUCCUGUACUCAAGGUUCCCAUCUCCUCCCUCCAUUUGCUUUCCCAUUCCUGCCCACCCCCUCCAACCCACGCCCAGUUCUGUUCUGGGUGGCCUGGCUGUGACCUUGAAAGCACUCAGCCAAGUCUUGCUUCCCAAAAUUGGCCCUGCACAGCCCUGAGCGGCCACCUGUCCAGCUGUUCCCAAGCCCCCACCUGCUGUCACCCCUGUGCAUGAGAGGCCCCGUCUCCAGACCACGUGCUCAUCAGCCCCAGGCCUCUCGACACUCAGUUGGACCAGAGACUCACUGUGGACAUGGAACUUGUCUGGCUCCCUGCCUGGCGCCUGUUCUGCCCGCUGCUGUCUGCCACCAGGCCUGGCCUAGCUAGGGCCUCGGCCCCCUGGCAGCUCACCCUCCAAUCCUCCCUGAGUGGAGAGGCCAGAGAGAAGCCUCUCCCAUCGUGGCACAGCCCUCUUUAAAACACACUGAGGUCAGGGCUCCCAGGGGCCUGACACCUGCGCCCUACCCCCAGCAUUCCCUGGUACAAGCUGCUCUGAUGGGCCAGGGACCCGUGGGCCGUGCACAGCCCAGCCUUGCAUGCGCAGCUCAAGGUUUGUUUCCUGGAGUGGCCGUAAUGAAGGACCACAGGCUGGGUGCCUUAAACAACAGAACUGGAUUGUCUCAGAUUUCUGGAGGCCGGAAGUCCAAGAUCAAGGUGUCAGCAGGCCUUGUUCCUUCUGGUGGCUGCCGGCCGCCUUGGCUGAAUGCUCCGCCACUGCUUGCUUCGUCUCUGGCCCAUGAAGCAGUUUCCCAGCUGCUGCAGACAGACCUGUCUGAAUUCAGGACGCUGCCCAGGCAGGAGGAGGACAGCGAGGAAGUGGAGGAGCAGAAGGCCCCUGUGACCCUGCUGGACGCCAAGGGCCUGGCGUGGAGCUUCUUCAACCGGCUCUGGGGAGUAUGCAGCCAGUGGCAGAAGCAGGUGCCCUCGACGGCCCGGGUUCCACCAAGGCAGUGGCUGGUCUCCAUUCACGCCAUCCGGAACGCUCGCCGCAGGAUGGAGGACCGGCACGUGUGCCUCCCUGCCUUCAACCAGCUCUUCGGCCUGUCCGACGCCGUGGACCGAGCCUACUUUGCAGUGUUCGACGGUCACGGGGGACUGGAUGCCGCGAGGUACGCUGCAGUGCACGUACACGCCAAUGCGGCUCGCCAGCCGGAGCUGCGCACCGACCCUGCGGGGGCCCUCAGAGAAGCUUUCCGGCGCACCGAUGAGAUGUUCCUCGGGAAGGCCAAGCGCGAGCGGCUGCAGAGCGGAACCACAGGCGUGUGCGCGCUCAUCGCGGGAAAGACCCUGCACGUCGCCUGGCUUGGGGACUCCCAGGUUAUCCUGGUACAGCAGGGACAGGUGGUGAAGCUGAUGGAGCCACAUAGACCCGAGCGACAGGACGAGAAGGAGCGCAUCGAAGCCCUGGGGGGCUUCGUGUCUCACAUGGACUGCUGGAGAGUCAACGGGACCCUGGCCGUCUCCAGAGCCAUUGGGGAUGUCUUCCAGAAACCCUAUGUGUCUGGAGAGGCAGACUCAGCCUCCCGGGAGCUGACUGGCUCUGAGGACUACCUGCUGCUGGCUUGUGAUGGCUUCUUUGACGUGGUCCCCCACCAGGAGGUCGCCGGCUUGGUGCAGAGCCACCUGGUCCAGCAGCAGGGCAGCGGGCUACGUGUCGCUGAGGAGCUGGUGGCUGCAGCCCGGGAGCGGGGCUCCCAUGACAACAUCACGGUCAUGGUGGUUUUCUUCAGGGACCCCCAGGACCUGCUGGAGGGUGGGGCCCGGGGGGUCGGGGACUCCCAGGCAGACAGGAGAAGCCAGGACGUGCCCUGUGACCUCUCAGAGGCGGAGAACAGCACUCCAUGGAGAAGUGAGGAGGCCCAGCCCCCCAGUGGUACCCGCCUGUGACCCCACCCCUCGGAUGUCCUAGUACCCGACAUGUAGUGGUGGCAGGUGGGCACCACCCAAGCAGUGCUUUCCCCUGGGACUCCCGAACCCAUGCGCUGCUCCCGUGGGUCUGUCCCGACCUCUGCGGAACUGCGUGGGAUGGUGGGCGUCGUGCCUCGCUCGUGACGGGCCGUGGAACAAAGGAAGCCUCACCAAAGCGAAGCUGACCCGGGAACUGGACUGGCCCUUGCUCCCCAUGGGGCAGGGGUGGAACCAGAGGACCAAAGACACCGGGCAGUGCGUGGGGCAGCAGACACUGUGUGAGCCCUUGGGCAGACCCAGGGUGCCCGGCGCAGGUUUCUCCCCCACUCCUCAUUGGCUGUAGCGGGGGUUCGUGUCUGCAGACAUGCCUGGCCAGGCCUGGCUGAUGGAGCUCACUCCCCACACAGGAGAGGAUCGGGGAUCGGGUCUACGGCGGUCACCCACCUGCAUCAUGGCAGCUGUGACAUGUGGCCCUGGCCUCACCGGCCCCUCGCGUCCCCCCCACACACCCGGGGGGGGCAGCUCAGAGAUGCUACGCUUGUCUGUUGUGUGCCAACCCCCCACCACCCCCACCCCCGCCCCCACCCCGGGGGAAAGUCCGAUCCAGAAAAGCAGUAUUUCAGGUUUUGUCUUUGUUCUGUCAGUGCCAAGAGGGCCUGUUUGUCUAAUGAGCAGAGCUUAGCAUUUAUUUUAUUCCUUAGAAAACUUAACGUAUUGAUAUUUUUUAGGGGAAACUUCUUUUGCAGUAUUACUGAUUUUUUUUUCUUAAAUCAAGAUUGAAACAAAAACCUUUCCAGGUAGUGUUAAUAAGCCAUUCAAGUGCCUUAAACAGUUCUAGGUAAGGCUGGACCUGCCAGGCCUCGGAUGGGCUCUAAGAGGCACGUUUAAGUUUCCACAGAAGUGGGGCUAAUGUUGUGACAGCGGAUGGUUUAGGCCAGAAUUCUUCCCAGGAGAGUUCUGUCUGACUCGGGGAUGUGCCAUGGGCAGCAGAGUGGUCGGUCCCCAAGAGCGUAGGCUGUGCGGCGUGGCCCAGGCCAGGCUGCAGGACUCCGGGAGCUCAGGGUGACCGUGGUCCCUGCCUGAUCCCCACUUUCCUUGGCCCUGCCUCUUGGUAUCUGGCUGGACUUUAGGCUGAGAGCUUGAGCUCCACGAGCAGGCAGAUCCUUGCUGCUGUUUGGAAUGUUCCAGGAUGUCUCGUGUGUUGGCAGUUGGAUUGAUUUCAUUCAGAAACACACAUAAGAGGCUCUGGCGGGUCUGAUGUAGCUGGCGGGUCUGUUUGGAGGCAGCGGGAGUGCAGCUGGGAGUCUGUCCCACCCACCCAGCCCUUGCCCCUCUUUUUGCCAAUAGCUGACAGCCUCUGCUGCCUUGCUGUGUCUGCCCCCAGCCUUGCCUGCCUGUGAGAGCCUGUGCCCAGGUCCCCUACUGCCCUGGGAAGGUGAAGCUGAUGUUGCGGGGGUGAUACAACCACUGUGUGGAGUAGAAAGUAGUGAGGGCUCCAGGUGGGACCUGGGCUGCCGUGUGGGCAGGGCUGCUGCAGGCAGAGGCUGGUGGUCUGGGAAGGGCAGUGGGUGGCUUAACCAAGGCCUCUGCAGGAUGUUCCCUGGGCGCUAGGCAGUGGGAGGAAGCUUGGUGCCAGGGCCCCACGCCAGGAGGUACGGAGGAAGCAUUCUGAGUCUACCCACAGCAGCAGGGCCCCAGAAAGGUCUGCGCAGAGAGCCCCCUGAUCCCAGCGGCACUGAGGGGAGUCUUGGGGAAGGAACAGAUGGUGGAAGCCAUCCCUCCCGAAGUGAUUGGGCUGUCCAGAGGGAAGGGUGGGAGCCUUGGGGCGCCAUUGCCUGUAGGCUGACUGUACCCCUCCCCUAGAGCAGGAUGAAGAUGCGCAGACCAUGUAGUCAGUGCCUUGCUUAGGGUCUCGUGAUAAAAGCAUCUUAAACACGGGCACUGCCGUUCAGAGAAUGUUCGGCAGCCAGCAUGACCAUGUGUUGCCCCAUUUCACUCGAAGGCCCCGGUGCCUUCUGGGGGCCAGAAGCCCCUUUGUCAGCCCCUCCCAGCACAAGGCUGGGCGUGGCCUGACUGGAAGGAGCGGGUGGUGGGCUUGUUUUUCCUCUUUUCUUUGCUAAUCUUAUUCCAUGGAUUGCUACCAAGAGAGAAGCUUCGCCAUGUGGGGUCUGGAUUACACCACUAGAUGGUCUGCUUUGUGCCCUGGCUGGAGGCCCCACCAGGACAUUUCUCCAGGCUUGUCCUCAGUCUGGCUGGCCUGCCGGCCCAGGAGGCCGUGCUCUCCUGCUGUGCCCCUGGGCACCGAGCAGGUCUUUUCCAUCAGGACCAGCUGCAGGGGGAGCCACUGGGAGAUCUGCAACCUGCAAGCAGCCUGCUCCACUCCCUCUUCAGGCCACAGUCCCAAGGGGACCCCUAGCUGAGACACUGGUCUGGAAACUUCGAUCCCCCUCUUGAGUCCCAGCUUUGCCACCGGCUCCUUAUGUGAGCUGCAUAAGUCAUUGCACCUCCCAGGGCCUCAGUUUCCCCUUUUUCGGGCACAGUGUUGCAUGAGUCUGCAGCAGCUCCUAGAAUUCUGGAGGUGCAGGGAGGCCCUGGGGCGAACCCAGCACAUCCUGGAGAGAUGCUGCCAGCGCUGAGGCCCCUCCCCCACCGCCAGCAGGGUGAUUAAGUAUUACUAGUGUCUAUUCUUAAAACUAAGUGGGUUGGAAAAGAAUUGAGCUACUGAUGCCAGGGUUUUAUGUGGAAUACAAAAGCUGGAGAACUCUAGCUCCGCUUUUAAGAACUCUAGCUCCGCUUUUACAGGUAGAGCCGAUCCCAAGCCAGCAGGGGUGGGAGAGGAGGCAGCUGAGGUGAGAGGGCCUGGGAGGGGGGCAGGCACAGUGGGGCUCCCCAGGGCAGCCAGUCCAGCUACCCACUGCUGAAAUCCAGAGGUGAACACGUGACCUCCCCUACCCAGCCUAUCCUCAGCACCCAGGGCUAGGAAAUGGGCGUAUUUUAGGGAGAUAGCAAUAGGGUGCCAGGCCCCAGGGAGAAGCACGGGCUUGCUGAAGUCCUGGGUCAGCUUUUGGCUGCAGUGCCGUCUCCCGCCCUCCCUGAGCCCACUGCAGUCGCGGCCUCGCCCCCUCCCCAGCUACCUCAGCAGUGUUCCUAGGGCUGCGGGCCCAGCUCUGACGGGCUUGGCCCAAUGCCAGCCCUGUGGGAGCCAGGUGGGCUAGUGCAGACCGGGCUGUUUGGUUCCAUCCUGCCCAUAGCCCAGAGGGGCAGCCCCUGGGGCCUGGGCUUUCCUCAGGCCCCACAGCUUUGCCAAACUUGCCGUGCUUUGCCAUUCACACGCUGUGCCAGCCUUGACGAGGGUUUAUCUGUACGAAUUUUAUGAGGUUCUGUGGAGGAUGGGGGUCCUUUCUAAGGCAGGGUGGCUAUUUACUCUGCCUGCAGGGACAAGCCCCAAGGUAAGAGGCCAGAAAGGCCGUCUCCUCCCAGGGCUGCUGUGCUCAAGUGUCAAUAAAACACAAGUUCUGAAAUGUG
Molecule: messenger RNA, 6458 nt
Organism: Phyllostomus hastatus (greater spear-nosed bat)
Lineage: Eukaryota; Metazoa; Chordata; Mammalia; Chiroptera; Phyllostomidae
Gene: PPM1F
Product: protein phosphatase, Mg2+/Mn2+ dependent 1F
Exons: 7
Coding region: 1521-2912 (463 amino acids)
Biological process (GO): negative regulation of protein kinase activity; protein dephosphorylation
Cellular component (GO): cytosol
Molecular function (GO): protein serine/threonine phosphatase activity; cation binding
Source: RefSeq, a predicted model, not a curated record